This is a messenger RNA of Solanum verrucosum, 423 nucleotides long. RefSeq names its product probable inactive poly [ADP-ribose] polymerase SRO2. Gene Ontology annotation, molecular function: NAD+ poly-ADP-ribosyltransferase activity. Bases 1 to 423 code for a protein of 140 amino acids. Lineage: Eukaryota; Viridiplantae; Streptophyta; Magnoliopsida; Solanales; Solanaceae. The record is from RefSeq and is a predicted model, not a curated record. The transcript is spliced from 2 exons.
AUGUUACUCUCUUUCGAUUCAGAAGUUGAGUCUCCUAGUCCAACAUUACAUAAUUCCUUCAGGUCGUUCAAGAGAAAUGGGAUGAUCGAACUAGAGGAACGUAACAAAGAACAUGAGUUAAUUAAGGCGGGCUUUCUUAGUGGAAUGGGGCAUUUAGGAAAGGAAGUUGAAAUUGUGGGUAUACAUAAGAAUUCAUGUUCAACUAUAUUGGGGCAAGCGAGGUUAGAAAGUUUUCAUAUUUAUUCCGAAGCAAUGCGGAAGAAAUGUGGUGGAAAUGCUAAUAUUAAAUAUGCUUGGUUUGGUUCUUCCAAAGAUGAAAUUUGUAAUAUUAUUUCACAUGGAUUUUCUACAAUUACUGAACCAAAAUCUGGAGGAUGUUUUGGUAUUGGUGUUCAUCUUUAUCCUGCAAAUAUCCACGGGUAA